Morus notabilis is the source of this 3053-nucleotide messenger RNA. Its product is annotated as pentatricopeptide repeat-containing protein At1g79490, mitochondrial. The transcript has 2 exons. The coding region runs from base 404 to 2908 and encodes 834 amino acids. The record is from RefSeq and is a predicted model, not a curated record. Gene Ontology annotation, molecular function: protein binding. NCBI's taxonomy places the organism in Eukaryota, Viridiplantae, Streptophyta, Magnoliopsida, Rosales, Moraceae.
ACGACCGACCUCCCUUCCCCGCGGCCGUUCAGCUUCCUUUUCCGACCUGCCCAUCGUCCGCCACCGCGCCGCCCAGCCUCCGUCGCCAGCCCACUGGACUUCGCAGACGCCGAACCGACGUCGAUGCCGUCUCCAUCUCCCUUCCUUCGCCACCUCUCCUCCCGAAAUGUUUUGGAGAGGUAGACAUUGAUGUUUCGUUAGUUGCUUCGAGAAAUACUGGGGCAAAUCAGAAGAUAUUGUCAUGCUGAAUAACAGUUGCCUUUGAUAGGUGAUGUUGCGAGGAUGAUCAGAUUAACAAUGCUGAAUCAAUGACAAGUAACUCUUCUUAGAGAGCACAAACAGAAGCCUUGAUUCAUUUUGAUUUUCGUUUCAUCAAUAUUUUCCGCAACAGAGGCACAACAAAAUGAUUCUCAGGAGGAAAUUCUGCAGUUUUCACAGAAACCCCAAAAACCCCUUUAAUCGUCUCCCAUACGAGAACCCCAGUUAUUAUAACCAUGAUCUCUACACUAGCGGAAGAAGGUUCAGCUUCUUGAGCUCUAUAAUGGUUCCCAAGUUGUUUAAUUUUUCUGAAAAACCCAAUAAUUAUGUUAUGUUUGUUAAGAAUUCUAGUGUGUUGGACUAUAAUUUCCUUAGGAAUUACUGUUCUGUUGUUGAGAGUGGUGAUGUGAAGAAGUCAAGAGAGUGGACUGAGGAGGAUAUUGAGUAUUUAGAUGAAUUGGGAAGUGUUAUCUACACUGGGAAAGGUGUGAGGUCGGUUGAGCCUGGGGUUGACGACCAUAUCAUGGUAGGCGGGCUGAAAAAACCGAUUUUGAAUCCCUCGGCGGUUGCCAAGAUUGUUGAGGUUGUGAACAGGUGGAAAUGGGGGCCUGAAUUGGACACACAAUUGGACAAACUCCAAUUCGUACCGAAUAUGACCCAUGUCGCGCAAGCAUUGAAGGUUAUCAAGGAUGGCGAUGCGGCGUUGAGCUUGUUUCGAUGGUCGAAGAGGCAACAGUGGUAUUUGCCGAGUGAUGAGUGUUUCACUACAUUGUUUGAUAGUUUGAACCAGAGUAAGAAUUUCGAUGAGAUCCAGUUGUUGUUUGAGGAAAUGGUAAGGGAUUCGAGUAGUAAUGGAAGUUUAUCGUUUGGUGCUUGUAAUCGAGUCAUUCAGUAUUUAGCCAAGGCGGAGAAAUUGGAGGUCUCGUUUUGUUGUUUCAAGAAGAUUCAGGAGUCAGGUAAUAAAAUUGACACUGAUACAUAUAAUUCUAUCAUGAAAUUAUUUCUAAACAAGGGUUUGCCUUAUAAGGCAUUUGAGAUUUACGAGAGCAUGGAAGCUGCAAAUUGUUCGUUGGAUGCUUCGACUUAUGAGUUGAUGAUAUCUAGCUUGGCAAAAUCGGGCCGCCUUGAUGCUGCAGUGAAGCUCUUCCAAGAAAUGAAACAGAGGAAUGUUAGGCCCGGAUUUAGCGUCUACUCAUCGCUUGUUGAUUCGAUGGGAAAGGCUGGGAGAUUGGACACAUCUAUGAAGCUGUACAUGGAGAUGCAGGGCUAUGGGUUGAGGCCGCCUGUGAUAAUGUACGUUUCUCUAAUCGAGUCACAUGCGAAGGCUGGGAAAUUGGAUACUUCUUUACGGCUGUGGGAUGAGAUGAAAAAAGCAGGGUUCAGGCCUAACUUUGGGCUGUACACAUUGGUUGUUGAGUCACAUGCGAAAUCUGGUAAACUUGACAUUUCAUUAUCCCUCUUCACGGAGAUGGAGAAGGCUGGUUUUCUGCCCACCCCAUCCACAUACACUUGUCUCUUGGAAAUGCACGCUGCCUCGGGACAAGUAGACGCUGCCAUGAAGCUGUAUAACUCGAUGACAGAUGCAGGUUUGAGACCAGGUCUUAGUACCUAUACUUCUCUUUUAACUCUGCUAGCUAAUAAGAAACUCCUUGAUGUGGCUGCCAAAAUUUUACUCGAAAUGAAGACCAUGGGAUAUUCUGUUGAUGUGAGCGCGAGUGAUGUUUUAAUGGUGUAUAUCAAGGAUGGUUCCGUUGAUCUUGCUUUAAGAUGGCUCCGUUUUAUGGGUUCAUCGGGGAUCAGAACGAAUAAUUUUAUAAUCAGGCAGUUAUUCGAGUCGUGUAUGAAGAACGGUUUGUAUGAGCAGGCCAAGCCUCUGCUUGAAACCUACGUGAACUCUGCUGCAAAAGUUGAUCUCAUACUUUACACAUCUAUUCUAGCACAUCUUGUGAGAUGUCAAGAAGAGCAGAAUGAGAGGCAUUUGAUGUCGAUACUUGGCGCCACUAAACACAAGGCGCAUGCUUUUAUGUGUGGACUGUUCACCGGCCCGGAACAGAGAAAACAACCGGUCCUAUCUUUCGUGAGAGAAUUCUUUCAGGGCAUCGAUUACGAGUUGGAAGAGGGGGCUGCAAGGUUUUUCGUUAAUGUUCUCCUCAACUAUCUUGUUCUUAUGGGGCAGAUAAACCGAGCACGAUGUGUUUGGAAGGUCGCCUACGAGAAUAAGCUUUUCCCUAAGGCAAUAGUUUUUGAUCAGCAAAUUGCUUGGUCCCUUGACGUGAGGAACUUGUCAGUAGGAGCUGCUCUUAUAGCUGUUGUGCAUACGCUCCACAGGUUCAGAAAGCGGAUGUUGUAUUAUGGCAUUGUCCCUCGACGCAUUAAAUUGGUUACCGGGCCUACUUUAAAGAUCGUGGUAGCCCAAAUGCUGAGCUCGGUGGAUUCUCCGUUCGAGGUUAGUAAAGUGGUACUAAGGGCUCCGGGCGACUCUGUAAUGGAAUGGUUUAAGAAACCAAUUGUGCAACAGUUUCUUUUGAACGAGAUUCCAUCGAAAGCCGAAGUCCUCAUGCACAAGUUGAACAUUCUUUUCCCUAGUUCCGCUCCCGAAGUAAGAUCUUUGUCCCCUCCCAAACCUCUCAUUGGAGGGAGGGCAAUGUAACGAUUGAGAAUAGCUGAAGCUUAUAUCAAAUUAAACCUCUUUGUGAAAUGGAAUUUAAACCUCUUUGUUUGUGAAAUGGAAUGUUUUAAGUUAAUUAUUUCUUUAGAUGCAUUAGUCCUUUAUUUCUCGUGCUUGUGUUGUGAUU